Messenger RNA from Betta splendens (Siamese fighting fish), 1142 nucleotides. RefSeq names its product endonuclease domain-containing 1 protein-like. Gene Ontology annotation, molecular function: hydrolase activity; metal ion binding; nucleic acid binding. NCBI's taxonomy places the organism in Eukaryota, Metazoa, Chordata, Actinopteri, Anabantiformes, Osphronemidae. The coding region runs from base 34 to 945 and encodes 303 amino acids. The record is from RefSeq and is a predicted model, not a curated record. The transcript is spliced from 2 exons.
CAUAACAGUAGUCGCUGAGACGACAAAGUGACUAUGAACGCAUUCGAGUGUUUCACAUUUGCUCUUUUAACUGUCUUCCUUUUGCCGCUAAUAUCUGCAACCGUCGUUCAAGACUUUAAUCAUGUGGAGAGAUGCAAGGACUCCCUGUAUAUGGGGACGCCACCAAGAGGAAUCAUUGAAAGCAAACUCAAGAAAAUCUGCCAACGCUAUGCAGAUAAACCUCGUUAUGUGACGCUCUACGACCCUCGCAAGAGGAUUCCUGUUUACUCAGCUUAUACCUUCAAGAAAACAGAGGGGGACAGACGUGUGGAUUACCCAUGGAUGUACGAGCCACAGCUGGCAGAAAUUGAUGGCAAUGGAAACAUGCUUCCCUUCCCCACUGGCUACCUGCACAUGAAGUUUGAGGACAGCCAAGCGGUGUUGGAUGACUACUCUGAUGUGGUCCUCUAUGAGAGAGGUCACCUGAAUCCAGACCAGCACCAAUCUUCCCCACAUGACCGGGCCGCCACAUACACUUUGACCAACGUGGUCCCACAGAUACGGCAGUUCAACAUUGGACCAUGGCGUGAGUAUGAGGAGAGGAUCCGUGUCCGCCUUAAUAACUUCUGUCGUGGCACUGCCUUCAUAGUCACUGGCGUUACCACCAGAGGCAACAUGAUCCGUCGCAACAACCAGGACAGAGUGGCUAUUCCUGAAGAUGUGUGGUCUGCUUACUGCUGCACUGACUAUGACCGCAAUGCACCCCACGACGUCCGCAUUCGCUUCCCAUCUCAUGCAGCCUUGGCCAAAAAUGCCAAAGAAAGCAACAGCGUUCAUGAAAUGCCAGUUCAGGAACUUGAGAUCUUUCUGAAAAAUAAUAUGGAUGUUGACCAGAAUCUGCAGAUGUUUUAUGACAACUGCAUUUCUCCCUCACCUCUUCCUCUGUACCUACAACACACCAUCUGAUCUCUCUCAGUUACAUCUGGGUUUAUGUAAGCUUAUAAUUAUACCUAUGAUUGUGUUGAAUAGUAAUAUGACAAGUAAAAUGUUAAUUUUAAACAAUUUUUAAAUUAUAAUAAUUAUAAAUCUAGAAAAUAUAGAAACUGUCACUUAAAACAUGCAAAUUCCAAACUGGUUCACCUAAUAAACCAUCUUUAUUCACU